UGUGGCGUAAAGUGAGGACGCUAAAGUUUUUGAACCAUUUUGAGCGGCUAAAUCAGUGUUAAAAGACACCAUGAGCAAAUAUGAGGACUCAUGGGAAUGGCUGGAUACUGAGUUUGACCAUUUUCUGCUUGACAUGAAGCCAUAUGUCCUUAAACACCCCAGCAAGACAGAGCGGCAGCGAUGUGUCACAUGGAUAAAGAAGCUGUGUGACCCGGCCAGCUGUGGUUCAGGUUUGACUGGUCGUAAGAACCGCAACAUGCAUGCCCGUUUGCUCCUUCAAAUGCUCAAAAGAGGGGCCCUGGAUCGGCCUUUCACCUGCAAACCAGAGCCUGGCAGCCUCAAGACACUCCCUACCUACAUGUCGAUCUACUUUGAUGAACCUCUGCGCGGUCACAGCAGAGCGGAGCUGCCUGAUUGGUUGACAGGAGAGCUUGGAGGCCACACUGAUGACUCUUUGGCUGCCAGUCUGCUGAAGGACAGAACCAGCUCCACACCCAUCACAGCUCGUCACAGGAGAAGGCUGUACGAGGAACAGAACCCACCACGACCUGUGUCUUCCAGUCCACUCAAACAGUCUCCCAGACACGAUGCCCGCAGGGUGGAUGUGGGGCUGAACGCAGACACAUCUCCCGAUGACAGCGACCUGGAGGCUCGUCUCAACAGCUGGAACCUGGGGGUUGAAAACCCUCGUUAUUUGCGAGAGAACCCCAGUCCCUUGUCUCCGAUUUCCAAGCCAAGCUUUGGGAGGAACAGCACCUUGGCCGAGGAUCAGGGCCCACAGUUUGCACAGAGCAAGGAGGUAUACGCUACAACUGAGAUGAAGAUCAAAGUUCUGGAGUCCAAGCACCAGGAGGAGAAACUGAAGAUGCAGCAGAGACACGAUGCAGAUGUUGAGAAAAUCCUGGACCGAAAGAAUGGUGAGCUUGAGGAGACGAAGAGCAUGUACCGGGCUAAGCAGAGGGAAUCCGAGGAGAUGAUCCGUAAGCUGGAGAAGAAAGUUCAAAGUGUGCUGCGGGAAUCCCAGGUCAUCUGUGAGAGCAAGGAGAAGCAGAUCGCUGAGCUGAAGAACAUGUCGGAUCAGAGCAGCGACUCCCUGAAAAACGAGUGGGAGAAGAAGCUGCAUGCUGCUGUGACACAGAUGGAGCAGGAGAAGUUUGAAUUGCAGAAGAAACACACCGACAACAUCCAGGAGCUGCUGGAGGACACCAACCUGAGGCUGGCUAAGAUGGAGGCCGAGUAUAACGCGAGGGCACAGGCGACCGAGCAAACGGUGCGUGAGCUGGAGCUGCGGGUGAAACAGCAGUCGGUGGAGGUGGAGAAGGGCAGUGCGCUGCGUCAGAGGGUGACACAGGAGAAGGCCCAGUUGGAGAUUCAAAUUGCAUCCAUGGGCGCCGAACUACAGGAGGCCAACAGACGGAAUUUGAUUUUGCUGAAGGAGAAGGAGCAGCAGAGGGAGCGGCAUGAGCUAACUGUACAGAAGCUCCAAGCCAAAAAUGAGACUGACAUGUGCCACUUGCAUCAGGAACAUGCUCUGUCUGCUGCCAAGGCCUCUGAGUUGAUGGACGACUUUGAGAACACUGUAGCUCUACUCAAACAGCAGCUCCUGGACAGUGAACACCGAAGACUCCAACAAGCCAGGGAUCAAGAGACGGAGUUUCAGCGGGAAAAAGAUGAAGAGCAGAUCAACUGUGAGAAAAAGGUUUUGGCAAUCCAAACUGAAGCAGAGAAAGAGAGAGCAGAGGCUAAGAGGAAAAUAUCCAAACUAGAAGAUGCACUCAGGGAGAUGGAGAGCCAGCUGGACAGAGCGAGAGAGAGCCAAAGGACGCAGAUCCAGCAGGCAGACAUGGCGCUGGAGCAGUUCAAGAAACAGGUGGAACUCAGCUCUGAGAAGACCUACGCUGACAUGAAGCUCCAGAUGGACAAGGUAGAGGAGGACCUGAUCCGCUCCAAGUCCCUCAGAGAGAACCAGUCCAAAGAGUUCUCCCAACAACUCGAUGCACUCAGACAGAAGUAUGAGCAGCAGAUGGCUGAGCAGCGCAUGCAGCACGAGCAGGAGAGGACGCGGCUACAGCAACAGCACAGCACGGAAAAGGACAGCCUGGUCCAGGAGCGCCAGUGGGAGGUGAGCAGCCUGGAGAGGCAGGCCAGGGCAGCCCUGCAACAGCACCAACAGAACACCCAGGAGUGGAGGAAACUCGACGCCCAGACAAUUUCAGAUUUGGAAUCUCAGUUGUCGAGUCUAAGUGAGGAUCUCCAUGGAGCCAAUGAGAAGCACAAGCAACAGUUGGCUGAGAUGGCGUUACUCCGGGAGGAAGAAAAACAAAGCGAAUUCCUGGACAGAGAGGCAUCGUUGGACCGGCUCCGCUCGGACAUGGAGCGCAUCCGCGGCGACCUUGAGGAAAGCCACCAGCAGGAGAAGGACGCGGCUCAAGAGAAGGCCAACAGCAGGUUGAAGCAGAUUGAGAAGGAGUACAGUCAGAAGCUCGCCAAGUCUGCCCAGUUAAUUGCGGAGCUACAGACAUCUUUAUGUUACAUGAAGGAGGAGGCUGUUCGUCAGCAGCAAGCAAUGGAGAAGCAGUUGGAGGAGUCCAAUGUCCGAUGGGAUGAGGAGAGGAGGACAAUAAAUCACCACGCCGAUCGAGCCAACAAGGCUCUGCAGGAAAAGGUGGAGAGUCUACAGAGGCAGCUGCACAGCUCGGAGAAGAAGCUGCUUAGCAAAGAGCUGGAGUCUGAAGAAAAGGUGACUGUGGUGCGUCAGGAGUAUGAGAAGAAGAUCAAGGGUUUGAUGCCGUCAGAGCUCAGAAAGGAGCUAGAAGACACCAUCAGCUCUCUGAAGGCUCAGGUGAACUUCCUUCAGAAGAGAGCCUCUCUGCUACAGGAAGACCUGGAUGCCUGUCGCAGCAGGAGGUAACCAUGGGAGAACAGUCUGACCCCUCGCCGGAAAAUGAAGGAAAAGACGUCCAAUCAGAUGUGAGCAUUAUUGAAGUAUUUUACACAUCUGUCGUGCCACUGUUCCCGUCAUCUUUUUAUUUAUUGUGCUGGUUUUAUUGUAGUGUAAACUAUUUAUACAUCGUCAGACUUCAGUUGUUGCUUUGUCUUGUUGGAAUUUACAUAUUUAUGUUCACAACAUUGUUUUAUACUUUUUAAUAAAAAACAUUCCACAAUU
Messenger RNA from Gymnodraco acuticeps, 3166 nucleotides. RefSeq names its product centrosomal protein 112 (gene cep112). The record is from RefSeq and is a predicted model, not a curated record. The transcript has 27 exons. NCBI's taxonomy places the organism in Eukaryota, Metazoa, Chordata, Actinopteri, Perciformes, Bathydraconidae. Bases 71 to 2911 code for a protein of 946 amino acids.